CACACACUUAACCUUCAAAGUUUCAAACUUCAAAGCAAUGGCAUCUGAUCCUGAGCAAUCCCCUCUUUCCUCCCUCGCAAAGGAAGGAAAGUCAUCCGGUGAGAUUGGGAGUGCAAGGGUGCCUCUUCUUAAUGGGGUUCAUCACUCUGAAGACUAUUCCAUCUUUGCUGCCAUUCUUCCAUUUCUCUUCCCUGCUUUUGGUGGCCUACUAUAUGGCUAUGAUAUUGGUGCCACAUCUUGUGCAACAAUUUCCAUUGAGUCAUCAACACUAAGUGGAAUAUCUUGGUACAACUUGUCUUCUGUUCAAAUUGGUCUUGUAACUAGUGGAUCAUUAUAUGGUGCCUUAAUCGGUUCUGUGUUGGCCUUCAAUAUUGCUGAUUUCUUAGGUAGAAGAAGGGAGCUGAUUACAGCUGCAUUGCUGUAUCUUGUUGGAGCCCUUGUAACAGCAUUAGCUCCUAUUUUUCCUGUACUGGUGAUUGGGAGAUUUGUAUAUGGCAUAGGAAUUGGACUGGCAAUGCAUGCUGCUCCAAUGUACAUUGCAGAGACAGCUCCAGCACCAAUACGUGGACAACUCAUCUCUCUGAAAGAAUUCUUUAUAGUAAUUGGGAUAGUCGCAGGAUAUGGAAUAGGUAGCCUUUUGGUAAAUACUGUAGCUGGGUGGCGGUAUAUGUAUGGAGUUAGUAGUCCUUUGGCAAUAAUCAUGGGACUUGGAAUAUGGUGGCUCCCAGCCUCUCCUAGAUGGGUACUUUUACGUGCUAUACAGGGAAAGGGGGAUAUUCAGAAUUUGAAAGAGACAGCUAUUCGUGGUUUGCGCAGGCUUCGAGGUCAGGCUCUUGGUGACUCAGCUCCUCAGCAAGUGGAUGAGAUUCUGGCAGAGCUUUCUUAUUUAGGCGAAGAAAAAGGAGUUACCUUGGGAGAAAUGUUCCAAGGUAAAUGCUUGAAAGCCCUCGUGAUCGGUGCAGGAUUGGUCUUGUUUCAACAGAUCACAGGGCAACCAAGUGUGCUCUACUAUGCUGCAUCAAUCCUUCAGAGUGCAGGAUUCUCCGCAGCAUCUGAUGCAACCCGGGUCUCUAUUCUCCUUGGUCUUUUUAAGUUGAUUAUGACUGGAGUUGCCGUUGGCGUUGUUGAUAGACUUGGAAGGAGACCUUUAUUACUUGGAGGAGUUUCAGGGAUGGUGAUCUCUUUAUUCCUUCUGGGUUCAUACUACAUUUUCUUGGAUGAUGUUGCAGCUGUUGCUGUAGUUGGUCUGCUGCUAUACGUAGGCUGUUAUCAGAUUUCCUUUGGUCCAAUUGGUUGGCUCAUGAUAUCAGAGAUUUUUCCCUUGCGCCUAAGAGGUCGAGGACUUAGUAUAGCUGUACUCGUCAAUUUUGGUGCAAAUGCCCUUGUCACAUUUUCUUUUUCCCCACUGAAGGCAUUACUGGGAGCAGGAGUUUUGUUUUACAUAUUUUGUGGAAUAGCCGUGGCAUCUCUUGUAUUCAUAUUCUUCAUUGUACCAGAAACCAAGGGGCUCACACUAGAGGAGAUCGAAGCCAAAUGCCUCUAAUUAGUCACCUUGUUAUGUUUCAUCUAUAAAUAUCUGUUUAUAGUACUCUGCUGCAACUUGUCCUGAAUCCAUUGAAUCUGUAAUGACACAUAUUACAUAAAUAAACAAUAGGUAAUAAUGAAUUUAUGUUAACUUACAUGUU
Messenger RNA from Gastrolobium bilobum, 1685 nucleotides. RefSeq names its product D-xylose-proton symporter-like 2. The transcript has 14 exons. Bases 38 to 1543 code for a protein of 501 amino acids. Gene Ontology annotation, molecular function: fructose transmembrane transporter activity. Gene Ontology annotation, biological process: transmembrane transport. Lineage: Eukaryota; Viridiplantae; Streptophyta; Magnoliopsida; Fabales; Fabaceae. The record is from RefSeq and is a predicted model, not a curated record. Gene Ontology annotation, cellular component: membrane.